Messenger RNA from Radiomyces spectabilis, 756 nucleotides. RefSeq lists its product as uncharacterized. The transcript has a single exon. The record is from RefSeq and is a predicted model, not a curated record. The coding region runs from base 26 to 727 and encodes 233 amino acids. NCBI's taxonomy places the organism in Eukaryota, Fungi, Mucoromycota, Mucoromycetes, Mucorales, Radiomycetaceae.
CUUUUCCCAUAUUUUUUUCUUCCUUAUGACAGUAUCCAUAUCCAGGUCGCAAGUAUACAUCAUACAAACAUGCAUACUGUCGCUGGUGCUAUCUAUCCUCGUCGUCGCCCUGUCACUAGGCAUCUACAGUAGUGGGACGGUCCCGGUGUUUAACAUCCUCACCCAAUUUUCAAAAUUUCAAACGAUGCUCGCGAUCGUUCAGGACCGACAACUAAUCGCUACGCUGGUAGCUUCGCAGGCGUCUAUAUUUUGCCGAUUGUUUCUUCUCUUGAAUCAUUCCUUACAAGAACACCUUUACGUAAACAAUAACCGCUCAACCGAUUGGCGUACGGUUAGUGAACGCGUAUGCUUGUUGUUGAUGUCCGGGGGUCUUGCAUGGAGCUGGGUGCUAUGUAUCCUUUUCGACCGUCAAGCGAUCGCGUUGGCUUUGCAACAGCUGGGAUCCACGGGAGACGAUCAUAUCGCGUUGGGCUUGUGGCCUGACAUGUGCGUUCCUAGACGCGAAUUGUUGGAUUCUACUGCCAUUGCCGUUCGGUCCUGGUGGCCUUACUCGCUGGACUGUAUUAUCAUCGACAGCGUUCAGAUGAUCAAAUUCGCGCUGGUUCUUAUCUUUAUUUUCGAAGUUGGCCUAUUUCUAAUUGUCAUUUUGCAAACAAGUUGGUCCACCCCUCCUAACAAGGAAUCCUACGACGCAGAAUCCGUCAACAAAUGCAAUCCUUUAAAAUAACUGCGUCGAACUUUUUUUUUCACGCGCUG